ACAUCCUCUAGCUCUGGUCCAUGCUGUCACUACAUCCUCUACUGCCCCCUAGCUCUGGUCUAUACUGUCACUACAUCCUCUACUGCCCCCUAGCUCUGGUCUAUACUGUCACUACAUCCUCUACUGCCCCCUAGCUCUGGUCUAUACAUCCCUGAUACUCGGAGCAUGUAACAGACCUUAAGAGGAUAUAAAGCCCAUUGGAUCAACUGACAGUAAAGUGUAGCAUCAAUCUUCAUGCCUGGUUUAACUGUCAUUUAAUAGGAUCUCUGGGUUUACUUUUCAAACAUGAUAGUUGUAAAGGUUCUGUUAAAUGUACCCAGCUGUUUAAUAUUUACUCUUUUAACCAUGCUUAUUCAUUGGUAUUCACAAUAAAACUAAAAGCCAAAUAUCCAGAAUAUUGUGGUUUACUAUAUCAUUUCUGUAUGACUGGCUUUUCUUUUUACACUGAUCAUGUUCUGGGUUGAUAGGUAAUGUAGUUGACAUGGGUAAUGGUCUAGGUUGAUAGGUAAUGUAGUUGACAUGGGUAAUGGUCUAGGUUGAUAGGCAAUGUAGGUGACAUGGGUAAUGGUCUAGGUUGAUAGGUAAUGUAGUUGACAUGGGUAAUGUUCUAGGUUGAUAGGUAAUGUAGCUGACAUGGGUAAUGUUCUAGGUUGGGAUAUAUAAUCUAGUUGACACUGGUAAUGUUCAACAAUAUUUUCCCCCUUAGUACAGUAUGGGAGUGCUUCUUCUUGCGACCCCAUAAAAAGUUGAGCGUGACUACCUUAUUGCCUUAGUAAUAAAAGUAUACGAUUUCCCGAGUCGUGUAAGCAGUGUUGGUGAGCAGAGUCCACAGGAGGGUUCACUGGUUUCUGCUCCAGUCAGAGAACAGGAGUAGUUUCAGAACAGACUGAGAAUUGAAAGGGUUUCAGACCAGACUGGUGUUGAGUGAGAGGUUGAUAAAGGAAGGGGCUGUAUCUAAACCCUGGGGAACAAGGGUUAAAGACAUGCCAUCAGGGCGGAUGAUCAAGCUGGUGGUGUAUGAGGUGUUACAGGUCGCUUGUCUCAGUGUUCCAAUGUUCGUGGUGAUGGAGAGGUUUGCUUCCCUGAUGCUCCAUGUCAGAGGAGAUCUGACUGCCUAUUGGUUGGUGGUAGCAGCUUCCAUUGCCUACGUUACCUCUGUAUCUCUGCUGGUCUGGGUUCCACUCCGGUACUUUGUCCUCAAGCAGCGCACGGUCAUCACAGACAUCACGCAGUGGAGACCAACAACAUUGGCCUAUGUGAUUCUGUGCACAUUACCAUGCUUCUCUAUUCUGAUCGCCGGUUCCAAGGUGCAGGUGGAUAAGGGACCGCAGUACAGACAGGACCACUUCUCUGAGCUGCCCGUCUCUCUUGUGCUCUUCUCUCUCAUCUGUGUGGAUAUCAUCGAGAGGAUCCGGCCGUGCUGCCUCACUGGGCAAGCAGACCAUAUGGAAAUGGAUCUGGACAUGCCGGGUCCUGUUCUGACCCACCUGGAGCAGGUGAACAGCGUGUCGGGCCAACUGUACUAUGAGAGGGGGCAGAACGGGGUGUUGGUGAACAGUUCUGCUACAGGGAGGUGGAGAGACCAGGAAGCAGUCGGCUCACGAUCAACCAGCGCGGCCUACCUGUACUCCUCAUCACACUCCCACUCUGGCCCGCUCCGUGUCCUGUGGUCCCAGGAUAUGAGGUCAGAGGUGAUUGUUCACAGCUUCCUGUUCUGGAUGGAUGUGGUGGAGCUGGUGCGUGUGGCGGGGAUUCCAGAUGUGUUUUACUCUGGCUGGGUGUUUGCUGUCUACAUCCUGGCAUUUCUGUCCUGUCUCCGUCUGGCAGUGACGCCUCACAGCGCUCUACUGCCAUCAGCUGGCUUUUUUCUGCAGGACCUGCCUUUCCUGCUGCUGCGCCUCGGUCUGAUCUCUGUCCACGGCUACAUCACACCCCUGCUUUACCCAAUGAAGAACCUGUUGGUCUGCCUUACAUUCACCUACUUCAACUUCCUGACCAAGCUCCGCCUCUUCCGCAGAGAUAGCAUGUUCUAGUCUUGCCCACCAGACACUCUCUCUCUGUCGAGACGUCUGGUUUCACAGCGCCUCAGAACUGGACAUGACGGGGAGUCUAUGGCAGGAGCAGUGAAAAGUGGUGUAAAGUACAUUUUAUCUGUACUUUUAUUUACUAUUUAUGUUUUUGACAACUUUUACUCCACUACAUUCCUACAGAAAAUAAUGUACUUUUUACUCCUUACAUUUUCCCUGACACC
Molecule: messenger RNA, 2251 nt
Organism: Oncorhynchus tshawytscha (Chinook salmon)
Lineage: Eukaryota; Metazoa; Chordata; Actinopteri; Salmoniformes; Salmonidae
Gene: tmem236
Product: transmembrane protein 236
Exons: 4
Coding region: 984-2033 (349 amino acids)
Source: RefSeq, a predicted model, not a curated record